Messenger RNA from Pocillopora meandrina, 22447 nucleotides. The record is from the annotation of a GenBank genome assembly. Lineage: Eukaryota; Metazoa; Cnidaria; Anthozoa; Scleractinia; Pocilloporidae.
AUCACAAAAUGGCGCCGACCUCGACCCGUUCGAUUCAGAAAGAUAGCAUGUAAUUAUGUUUUGUCAACAUGUGAGUAGAUUACGGCAGCGUUUUGCUGCCAGAUAGCUUUGACAGUAAUGACAGUUGAACACCCUUCAACCGCUAAUAAGGUAAGAUUUUCUACUGCUAAAUUCAGUUCCUUUCUUCUCGAUAGCGUGUAUUUGAUGAAGAUUUGGUCUUUGAUUCAUAGUAGGCUACGUACUGUUCACCAGUCUAGUAGUUAAUGUAUGUAGACCUGAUUCUAGUGAGUAAGACAUGGUAGAUCGAACUGGAAAGAUACUAUUGGGAUUUUUAUUAAGGAAAUCCGGCAUCCAAAAGGUAAAACAGGGUUAAGAAAGGCUAGCCAAUGUGCGAUCGAAAAAAUUAACGAAAAAUCUUAAAUUUUGAAGGAUCUCAAUAUAAAAAGACGUUAAUGAAACGAAUGAAUCAAACUCCACUUGACAUUGAUAUUGUAAAAUUUGCUAUAUUUUAACAUCUUAGUCUGAGUACUAGAUUAAAUGUUGUUAUGUUUACCUCUGUGCCACGUGAUCCAGGUGUAUGAUCAUGACUUUACUUGUCAUGGUGUCUUCAACUGUACAUGGAAAUUUAACUCGAUCCUCAACUUUUGAAAUAGUCAAAAAAAUUUUUCUUGUGACUUUCAUAGCAAAAUGAUCAGAUACAAGUUUUAAUUACAUGGGUCUGCUGUGCUUUUAAAAGGGACCAAUAUUUGUAGUUAAAGAAGUUACUCACCCCACAACAGUAAUGACCAAAAAAAGGUUUCAAGUUAAAAAUUGAUUUCACUUUAUCUGCUAAGCUGUGUAUUACAAGAAGGGCUGGGUGUCCAAGUACUCUUGUCUCAGAAAACUAGGGCAGACAGAAUUUAACAACAAGUUGCCAACACAGCGAUAAGAAAAAAAGCCAUUGUAUUUAUCAGUUGAGAAGGUCUAUCACUGUUUGAACUUCUCAGCAGAUCAGUUAUAAAAUCUUUCAGACAGAACAGAAUUGUUUUCAUGUGUACAAAUUUUGUGAGUGAGUUUUUUCAGUUUUUUUUUCUUUUUGGUUGAGUUGCUCUUUAGAGGUUUGUUCAGUUUAGAUUUAAGAGUUAACAGUGCUUCUAUUUGGUGGUGUCCUUUUUGGCCUUCUUCUUCUACUUCUUAGAGAGAAGUACAGUUGAACCUGUAUUAUGCGGCACGAUAUUAAAUGGUCAUCCUAUAUUGUGCAGUUGGUUGUCAAAGUAACCAAAUUGUUUCCCCUUAGGUUCUGUAAUUUUCAUCUCUAUUAGACAUCCCAGUGGCCAGUUUGUAUUUUGUUCUGCUUGUAUCAAAGGGUGAUGUAAGGCAGAACCCCUUAAAUAAACUAAUCAUACUCUCUUAAGUGAAGUUUACUCCAUGUUUAUCUCCUGGAGUCAAUAUUAUUACUUUGAAUUCAGUUGUUAUCAGUACAUUACAGAUUACAUGCCUCUCUCUUCUUUGGACUGUCAGGACAAAUAUUACAUGCCAAAAAACACUCACUCAUUUGCUGGUCACUCCACCAUACCCUGUGGGUGACCACUUAAAACAGGUGUGACAGUAUUCCAUCAAGGAUUUGGGGGGGGGAGGGUCUUUAGACCAAUUGAGUAGAAAUGAGCAAGAGAAAGGAUGUAUUCAAGAAGGUCAGUUGAGGAUUAGAUUUUUAGAAAAUGAAUUUUGGGAUAUAAAUUAUCAAAGUAUUUACAAGAAAUGGGUACAAGUAAAUAUCAAAUGAUGUCAAUAAAAACUUCACCAGUGUCACAUUUAGUACGUGAUUCAGUGUUGAUUUUGUAAAUAUUUUGAUGGUUUGUUUUUUCUUAUUUAUGGUCCAUGAAUUCAGGUUAUUGUUAAUACUGAUGAGCUAAAUCAGAUUGUAGAGGCCACGGGUGCUUCCUAUGAUCAAGCCAAUCAAGCCUACAUUGUAAGUCAAUCAGCAGACACUGAUAUUUCUUCUUAAAAACAGAACAGUUUAAGUGUUAGGUAGUGAAUAUUCUGAAUAGGAGAGUAACAUUAUUUUGAUUGUGAAGUUUGAUCAUCUGGGUUUGAUCAGUAAUGAGAUAGACUACUGUUGGUAGCAAUGACUUACAUUUUGACAACCUUGGUAGAGGAUGUCAUCAUUGGAGCCAACUUGCCAUCAAUGACUACUUCCACUGAGGUUACUAUUCAAUUGUCAGUCAGUACUACCUACAACAGUCCUUCUCAGGACCACCCUUAAAACUCUUUGCAUAACCCAUUAGACCACUCAAUUCAGACUCUGCAGCAAUAACCAAUUGGUCAUGUCUUCUUCCUUUCUACAUUUAAACCCUUCACACCCUAACAUCAGUAUCCAUGUUCUCUACAAUCUUUUCUAUGCAUUUCCUUUGGAACUGACAAGGACAAUUCAUUUAAAAAUCAAAGUAUCUUUAGGUGGCAUUCAUUUUCUUUAUUCUUAUGAUCUUAAUGAAUGAAUGAUUCUGUAGUGUCGCUCUAAGGAGAAAUUAGAUUAUGGUCACUCUUAGGGUUUAAAAGGUUAAAAUUGAUACUGGAAUUGAUUUUAUAAUUCUGAAUUCCUUUUGUUGCUGUAUCUUCAGGCCAGUGGCAAUGACCUUCAAAGAGCAAUAGCAAUGUUGACAGACACUCAGAAUCCUAAUGCCUCAUUAAAGGUGCUUUUCACAUUUUGAUGUCAUGUUUCUGGUAUAUGGCAAGGUUGUUGUUGGGCACUGGCAACCAGUGAAAUUUUCAGCAGGAAAAAGUAGCUUUGACUUGCAUUAACUCACUAAAGCACAUAGAAGAUUGUCAUCUAAUUGAAAAUAUUGAAAUAUAAGUCUUACAAACUUUAGUAUUAGUUUUGCAAAUGGCUGGGAAACAAGUGUUUUCACUAACCCUAAAGUCCAGUUUUUUAUCGCACACAAAGCACCUUCUUGGAUGCACCAUAAUUGAGCCCCCUCACUUGAAAUUUUAGUUGGUAGCUGAAAUUUCUCAGCAACAAUCUUGUUAAUGGUGUAUUUCUGUUUCUUGGAUGUGGUUGUACUUCAUACUUCUAGGUAUGCAUGGAUUGACUUAGUAGCUUGUAGACCUAUUGGCUGAUUAUGAGCUGAUUAUGAUUAUGUAACUGCUGGCUACUGGCAUAGUUCAGUAGCUGAGAAAGAUUAGGUGCAACUCUUGUUUCCAGAUCUCCCUUUGAGCCUUCUCAGUUCUAAUCUUAAAUGACAGACAAUUUCUUUAGUUACAACUCUGAACCAGAUGAGGUCAGCCAAAGCACCACAGGAAAUUUGGAAAAGAUGAUGAUUUUACUGUUCCCUUUGUCAGUCAGAAAAUUGGGGGUUGUGGAUAUGUGUAUGUUUGUGUAAUUGUAUAUUAGAGUUAAUGCCAUUGGAGAUAACAUGGUAAUGAAUGAUUCAUCACAUAAUCAAUUCAUGAAACAAAAAGUACAUUUGCUUAUUGUAAAGGGAAGCAAAGUGCUAAUUUGUAAGAUAGAUAUUUGUUUUUAAGGUUUAUGACUUUCUAUCUCUCAUGUCAGGUGAGCUUUAGGCUAGCUCAUCUCCUACUGUGGGCUUGUUCAAUGGGUAUAUCUGAUAGAUAAAUGAGAAAAGAAAACAACUGUCUUUUUGUCUUCAAUAGGGUGUUGCAAACCAAACAGGUGAGUUGUUUUAAGAUCUCUUACAGUACAUUUGUGUGUGCUUAUUACACAGAUUCAUGAAAAUACACAAAUUCUUUUUUCCACAAGUCAGCAAAUUUCUAAAAAACAUUGAUUACCAGUGGCUUUAAAAAACUGUGCUAGAUUAGGUUAGAAAGUAGGUUUUAGAGGACAAAAUUGAUUGAAAAACAAGUUUAUAAACCACCCCAAUGUCGAGAAUUUUUUCUAGAAUGAAAGCAGCUUAUUGACUGUAUUGUUUCAAUGACAUCCAAAUAUCCAAAUAGAAAUUCCAAGGAACCAAGGUAUGUCUCAUUUAAAGAUAGAAAAUGAAUCUUAAUAUGUUGAUCUCAGCCUAUCUAAAGUCACCUUUAUGGUAGGGUGUAAACUUUUGAUAACCAAGUGCCACCAUUUAUGAUUGAUACCAAACUCAAUUCAAUUUUCGAUAGGAACAGGAACACAGACCUUUAUAGGACCACAAAAUGCUCCUGGUAGACCACAAAGUAAGAUUUUGUUGAUUAUUAUCAAUUACAGUUAUAUGUAGUGAAAGCAAUUUUCAUUAUCAAUCUAGGGUUAGUUUUACUCUUCUAAGCACAGCAAAGCAUGCUCAUUGCAGUUUAUGUGUUUUGUGUUUAAACAGGGUCUUACUACAGCAUAUUGAUAAAUUUGGAUUUUUAAAGUGCCCUUUUUUUCAGAUGCUUUGAAACUUUCAAAUGAGGUCAUUGUGUUGACCCAUGUGGUAUUUUCAUGCCUCUUUAAAUUGAACACUUUGUAGCGAAUUUUCAUCGAUCAGAUAUAAGUGACCCCCAUGUUGAAUAAAAUAGCAGGACUGUACAUGCUUACUAACCAUUCAACAUCUUAGUAUUAUUUUCUUCUUAAUAUAAUUUUUAAUCAUUUUAGCUGAUGUAAUUGACCUAACGAAAGAGACAGAAGACUUGGAAUAUGCAAUUGCUCUUAGUUUACGAGAGGCACAGGUGUGGUAUACACUUUGUUAUAUUAAAAUUUGUUGGGAGAAUACUGGAGGCAAUUAAAAUUGCUGGUUUAACUUAUUUUGGCAUUAUUUAGAAACUAGACUAGGAUACCAAUGAAAUAGCUGAUUUAGAAAAGAUGCACCAAGUUAUUUACAUUUAGGAACUAAAAUUUACAGUGAUGUGCAACACAAUGCAAGAAGAAUUUUUCCCUUCUUUUAGAAUUAAUCAAGACUGUUGGACUCUAAUUUUUCUUUGGCAAAAGAAUUCAAAAUAACAUCAAACCUGGUUGAAAUCUGUUAAUCUAAGAAAUAAAAUUGAGGCACAGCAUGUUUUAAUUAACAAGUUAAAAAAUUUAUGAACUGUUGGAGCAACUUACAUUCAUAAGUUUAUUUUCUUUUGAUCUUAGGGUAUAACUGUAGAAGAACAAGAUAUAAGCAGGUACAAUAUUUUUCAAACUUCAAGAUCAUGUUUAAGCCGCCCUUUACACCUUAGCAUCAGAAUGAAAGUUCUCCAUACUGAUCUGUACACAUUUCCUAAGAUGCUGUCAAGGAGAAUCUGUUUAACAAUCAAGAGCUUCUUGAGUUUGGGAUCAUUUCUUCUAUUCUCAUGACCUUAAUGUGUGAUUCAGGGGUGAUACUGUUGGGAGAAAUUAGAUGCUUAUCACUCUUAGGGGUUAAAGGGUUAAGAUUGUUCACCAUUUAUGAGUCUUUUUACUUUCUUCCAAUCAUUCAUUACAUGAUUUUCAUUUCCUAAGUUAUUGAAAAUGGUUUAAAUAUUCAUUAAGUACUAAACCUCUAACUGAUGAAUACAUAACUAUAAUUGCUCUUCCUAAUUAAAUGGUCAUAAGCUGUUGGUGCCAUUGUCAAGGAAAAAGCAUGAAAUCAUGUGGUCAUAUUUAUCCAUCAAAGAAUUGGUGUGUCAAAAGAAUAAUAAGUGUUUCACUUCUAUAAUCCAGGCUGUCUUGUUACAUUUAGUGGUCAGUGAUAUUUUUUCCAAAACCAGGUUUUCAUAAGCAAUUUCUUCUUGAGCCACUGAAGAAAACUCAUUUUGGCAUUUGUGUUCUUUUGAAGGGUUUUAGAAGCCAGUUUAGCAGAAAAUAAAUCUGGUCUAAAGCGGAAGAGAGGUGAUCCUUGGGUGAGGUUUGUGGAUCCUGUGAAUCCUUAUGAGCGUCAGCGCUUAGAUGGGUGCCCUGUGGGCCUGAAGAAUGUAGGGAACACAUGCUGGUUUAGUGCUGUCAUUCAGGUUUGUAUAUCUGUUACUACAGACAUGUUGACAACUUGGAGACUCAUCAGUGUCAUCAUUUUGGUGCAUAAGAAUUCUAUACUUUGGUGUAUUCUUGAAGACUCAUCAGUUCAUGCAUUUCUCUUGCUAGCAAAUUUCCCACUAAACAAGAGGCACACUAUAUUCCAGAACAUAUAUGAUUUUUUAUCUCAAAUGUGAAGUAUGAAUUGUACUCUUCUUGUGAUAAUUUGAGAUUUCAAAGAUUUAGGUAACCCUUGCAAGUUGUAUUCCAGUAUAACAGAAAUUAGGACUCAGGUGCUAUAACAGUAGUUUAUGACUAGUCCCUCCUUUUCAAGGAAGACCCAUAAGUAAAAAAAAUCAGCCAAAAAAAAAUGGUAUUGAGCACUAACUUAUACCAUACAGGUUUUUGUGUAAGAAAAAGCUUGCCACAGAUGUUUGAUCUGAAAUUCUUACCCACUUGUCCUAGCUAUAUUUUCACAGAAAAGAAAGAGUAGGUAUAUUGCAUUCCCAAUCACUACUCCAGUUAACAUAAUCAUGUUUCAUGGCUGGUGUUAGUAAACAGGGAUGCUAAAGAAAUCCACAUAUGAAGCAGACAAAAGAUUUGUAUCAAGACAAACCUUUGAAUUGCUUUGCAUGGAACAAUGAAACAUCUAUUACUAGUCAAAUACUAACAGCAGUUUGACCCAGGCCUCAUCUGUUGUCCAUUUCUUGUUGUCCUUUUACUUUCAAGAUCUUGCCGGUAUUUCUCCUUACUGUCUGCCUUACAAAUGCUAUGAUGUUAGUCCAGAGAAUUUGACAUUGGAUCAACCACUAAUCCCCUCAUUGAUAUUUUUCUUUAUUCUCAUCGCUUGUCUUUUUGAUAUUGUAUUGUUAUUGUAAGGAGAAUUUCUGCCCUGGUUACUCACAUGAAGCUAUCAUACUGAUGAAACUCUGUCUCUGCUUUUUUGCGAUAAACUUAUUGUUAUUACUAUUAUUAUUAUUAUUGUGGCUAAAAAAUACUAGUCCUGACUUUAGAAUAUAAAUCAUUUUACCCACAAAAUAUCUUAUCAGUGUUUCCUGGCAAUGCCCUUUUCUUUUUCCUUCCUACUCAACAGUCAUUAUUUCAUCUUCCUGUUUUCCGACGACUGGUUCUCAACUAUACUCCUCCACUGGAUCCUCAGGAAAAACCUGAGGUGAGUGAUGAUCUUUUCUAGUGUCAUUUAACUGUUGGUUGGUUGACUCUGAAUCUGUAUGUGUCUGUGGUAUUUACAUGUACAGCGUUUAGUUGAAUCCUGUUGUUGCAGAUGAGAUUCAAAAGACUUUGUAAGGCCAAUAUUCUAAUGUACAUUUGUCAAGAGGUCAGAUACUUUUGCACUGGGCUGUCUGGUCAACUCUUGAUCUAUAACUGAAAUUAUGGUGAACUUUCUAUGCUGGAGAUUUCAAUUGUAAUUCUCCUCAUCCUCUGCCAUAUAAUUAUUAUAUUGCUAGUGCUGAGAUCUCAGUACUUAUUUACUUUCAGUUAUAUUGUGUUGAUAUUGGCAUGAGUAAUUAUGCUUGGGUUGGUAAAGGGUGUGAAUGGGCUAUUAGAAGAAUUGGGUGUUAUGUGAACAAAUUUUUAUUUAGGGAUGAAAUUCAGCUUUUUGUUUCCUUUUUUGAGAUAAAGUAAAUGUGACAACAUCAGCAAAUUUUGUGUGGGGAUUUCCCUUGUUUCACUUGCUGUCCUUUUUAUUGUGUUUCACAGGAUGGUUAUCGUGUGUCUUUCAUGACAGAGCUGCGAUUCUUAUUUGCCUUAAUGCUUGGUAGUAAAAGAAAAUAUGUGGAUCCAACCAAAGCUGUACAGGUGUGUGUCUUUACUUGAACUCUAAAGCACAAAAACAAACAGAUGGGUGUGAGCAACCAAUUGGGGGCCUUCCUUAGCUAAGCCAGUGGAGAAAAUAACAGAAAUUUUAAUUUUUUUUUUUUGGUAGGGGAAUGAAAUUUCUUCCUUCAAUUGAUUGUCAUUGGCAGUGACCUGUACUGGGUCUAUGACUAGUACUUACUCUCUAAUUAGCCCAAACAAUUCUUUCCCAAUGCAGGUUUUUUUUCCAUAACUUGGUCCUGCCUCAAGAUGUCAUCCUAGUUCACUAGAGCUGGCAUGUGUUCUCUGAAUUAGAUUAUCACGUUUGCACUUGUUGAUAGAGUAGAUUUUAAUGGGGUUUUGUCGGUGACCAUAUCUUCCUUUAAAAAUUAUUUGCUUGCAGAUAUUAAAGGAAGCUCUGAAGUAUAAUGGGAGUGAAAGUAAUCCUGGAAACCAACAGGUAUAUACAUUUAAGGACCCUUGUAGGUAAUGUAAUUUGGAAAACAAAUGCGGUGUGAUCAAAAUCACAGAAUACAAAAUGAAAGUCUAAUGACUGUAUUUACUCUUUUUCCUUCGUUGUUCACAUUCUAGUGAUAAUUGAUUGUGUUUUCUCUUAAAAAAAGAGAGAACUCUCUUUUUUUUUUUCGUCCAUGGCCCAAGGAUCUUGCAAUCAUUGUUGACAAUGUCCCUAUCGAUUUUUGCCUAGUUUGCAGGCUUGCCCUCAUUAUUAGCGCUUGGCAUAAGCAUUUCUUCGUCUUCGGGGAAGUAUGAGGCUUUGAGCAACGCAAGCCUUGCUAAUAAGGAAACUUCAUAAUCAGUGCCAGACCCUUGGUAAACCUCUCCCCGACUCGCCUCAAAUUUGUCCGCGGGCGGAGAAACGCGCGUCUUUCAGCGCUCAUAUUGAAGGUUGAUUUCUGCAUUUCUUUUAUUUUUAGGAUGUCAGUGAAUUCACUCAUAAGUUGCUGGAAUGGCUGGAAGACUCAUUUAAAGUUAACCACAACAACGGCGUCGACGGCAGUCCAAUUAGGAAGUAAGUAAUGAUCACAAGGUCUGACAUCUAAUUCUUGAAAGAAACGUGAGUAUUAUUGGUGUUUGCCGAAGAAGAAAACAAAGGUUUCUUUAUGCUAUGGAACUGAUCGUACCGUUAUGGUAAGCGUCUUGCCAUGACAACACCUCGUUAUUUGGCUCGAAAUGAUAUGAGCCGCCAAUCAGGGUAUGAUUUUGCGGGUCUUGAGUUCUAUAAAGGGUACAUAAUUUCACUAUCAAGCGCCUUGAACAGGUUGUCUUUUGGAUUGGAAGCCUCGGGUUGGAUUUGAUGUAAUUUAGUUAUAAUCAACUCUUGAAUGUAGCGUGAUUGUGUUUCCUAGUUAGAACAACUCUUCCACCGAGGGCCGGUUAAUUGAAUAUAGUGUAUCGUCCUGGUGUAUCGCCAUAUUUCUUCAAGAGUUAGCCUUUUGAUAUAAAUAUAGGUUUUUCCUGUGUUGACACUCGUCACACUAGUCAGCCUUGAGAAUAAACGUUUGGCCAAAUGAAAAUGAUUUAGAAUAAACAGGGUUCGUACGGGUCCUGAAAAACCUGGAAAGUCCUGGAAUUUUACUUUGACAUUUUCCAGGACUGGAAAGUCCUUGAAAAAGACUACAGGUCCUGGAAAGCCCUGGAAAUCUGCUUAACAAAAGCAAUAAGAAAAUUCCUGGAAAAUUCCUUGAAAUUUUUUUUUUGAAAAAGGGUACGAACCCUGAAUAAAGCUUUGCUAGAUAACAGCUAAACUUUCUUUGAAUGACCAGCUCGUGGUUGUUUGGUUUGGAUGGAAAAUCGAGAGUGUGUUUUUCCCUUGAUUUGUAAAAAUAUCAGCGUUUAAAAAACUUAACGUGUUUUGUUUAGACACAAAAAACACCAUUAAUUUUUUUCGCAGCGGCAAAGACCUAAAUCCUGUGGUCGAAUUGUUUUUUGGCGAGUCUAACGUGGAAGGUGUCUACGAAGGUGAGUUUAUUUGCGUUACCUGAGUGUGCAGUUUAGUUAUGUCGAAUGAUUACUUCUUACUGACUGAGCGCGAGGGGCGCGCUGGGACACAUUUAUGGUCCGUGGUGGUGGCAUUGCGCGAAAUCCGUACAAAAAAGACCGAGGGCCAGUAUUCACCUGUACGGCUAAAGCAAGCCAGAUUUAUAAGUAGUUUGCUAUAAGGCACUCGAACCAAACUUGUGUAUUUGAAUUUGUUUUCUUUCGCGAACUAAAAUACACGACGCGGCUUUUAACCGUUUCCGUGGAAACGGUCCUUAUGGCAAAAGACAGACCAUUUAAGAACCAAUUAGAACGCUCGGAUUUACCUCAGAACUACUUUGCCAUAUGAUAGAGAAUGUUAUAUGCGGUUUGAGGAAUUGUUUUGUUUCAUUUGAUUUGGUUUGAUUCAUUUCAAAUUUUGCCAAAGAUCUUCUCAAGGAAUCCCUGCUCUUAAGAUGGAAACUACUUGAUGACGAAAAAGAAUCAUUUAUCUGUUCGAGAGACAUUUACUUAAAGGUGGCUGUGUGCCUCUAGUAUUCCGUCUCUCGCAGCGAAAUAACUUGCGUCAAUCAUCAACUGUCAGCGACAGAAAAAAAUCCUGGUUCUGCGUGCACUCUGGGAAGUGAUGCGCCCGGGCGAUUUUUUUCUUUUUCUUUCGGAGGAUGGAGGGGGGGGAGGGGAUUAUGCAAAGGAAUUAUGCAAAGGAAGGUUCGAUUCCUUAUGGGGAUUCAGACAUUUUCUGUGUUCCACGUUCAUCUCACUCUUAAAUGAUUUUGUCGGAAUCAAAGGUAAUACUAAGUAUACAGGUAAACUGGAUCGUAUAGUUCCACUACAUAUGUGCUCCCUAUGCUUUGCUGUAGGUAAGACCUUCAGCAAGAAGGAAACAUUUGGAGCUUUUCCCCUGCAAGUUCAAGGCUAUGGUGACCUUCAUGACAGCUUAGAAGGAGCUAUGGCUCAAGUAGAGAUUGAACCAGUAGGUCCCGAAGGAUCACAAAAGUCUGGACAGGAGGUGGGGUAUAUCGGCUGUAAUCUGUAACCUUCGCUUGAGAAGCCUUGAUUUCAAGGUGAUGAACUCCAACAGAGUCAGUUUGGGUGCAAGCCUGAAAAUGGGUUCAUUACCGUGGUGGUUAAAAAGAGAUGCUUCACGCUCACAAUCCUUUUUCCAGCCUUGACUAAAACCGGCCACCAGCAAAAUCGUCCAAAAAUAGUUUUUUUAAAACCACUCACCUUUCACCAGCAAACCCUGAAAAUGCAAAGCGAACGCGAAUGAGUGGUGAAAACGGAUUUUGUCAUAGCUUUCUUAAUAUGUCUUAAUGCAACAGACGUUUUACAUUGGUCUGAACGUCAGAGUGGUUGAUUCACAGACGAUGCGGAGCUUCUGCACAAGGCACUGAUCCCUUCAUAAGCGACUUUGUGACUAAAAAUCAGAUGGGAGAACAUGUUAUCGUGUGGCAUUAUUCAGCACCCGAAGGACUUUUUCUGACAAUGUUUUACAGCGUAGCCUGGCUGUGUUAGCUACUUUCAUACCAACACUUUAACUUGGGUCGUUUUGGAUUCUGGUGCUUGCUUAACCUGAAGAUUUCUCCUUACUUUUAGCACUGGUUCACCCGUCUUCCAGUUGUACUCAAGUUCAUGCUCUCUAGAUUCCUGUUCAAUCAAUCCACAGGCAGAGCAGAAAAAAUACAUGAGAGAUUUUUGUUCGACCGAGUUAUCUUCAUGGACCGGUAGGGAUUUGUUCGAAUGUAACCAAACCAAACGUUUAAUUACAAAGUCUGCGACAUUCUGAGAUGAUUUACUCUUUCAUUUGAUGUAACGUAGUUUAACUGAUUACUUUUUCUGUUUGGCGUUCAGUUUGUAAAAUAGAGCGAAAUAGUAAACAGCGUGAUAGUAAUGCAUGAGUGCCGAAAAAGCGAGAGAGGUCUGGGUCGGGUCUCGUGAUGAACGACCCGUUUUUACUAAAUGGACGCCUGGGACAUGCUGAUUCUGUGCUGAGUAGUGCGUUUUCGAGAGUAAUUACGUUUGAGUCUGAUAUUUCUAUAAUUUGUUGUGCUUGGCACAGGUACAUGGAGCCUAACAAGGAAAUAACGAGAACGUACAGAGAAGAGGUGAAGAAAUUAAAAGAACGAAGAGCCAAGCUUAAAGGCAGCCUUGAAAAGUGAGAAUUCAAACUCUAUUGUCAUUGAGUGACGUUUGUGUAUGGUUAAUGAGUCGAUGUCACGUGUUUCCAGUUGCGUCAUGUCAAGAAAAAAGUUGUGAUGGUGAUCGUUAAAACAUUAACACCAUCUUUCGAUUCACCAAUCCGUUCUUCAGUUGAUUAUUUGCAAUAUUGAUUACGUUUUUCGUUGCAGAUCUCUGACAGAGGGGCUUGACCAGUGUAAUUGACAAUCUAAGGGAACCUGUGACUACAACCGAUAGAUUUGCUUGAAAUCACGCGAUUCGCCUAUUGACAGUACUUGAAAUCGAUCCGAAAGGCUAUACAAAGCGGAAAAAAUUGAUGUGACACGGAUAGUUUCUUAACAAAGCUUACUAGAACUUAUCAUUGCAGCACGGCGUUGGUUUUGUAAGAAAAAGACUCUCGCCCCAUGGUACAAAGUUUUCUUUACGCGUUACCUCCUUUGUCAUAUUUUAGGUACCUCAAGUACGGUCAAGGUUCCAGACGUUGUCCUAUCCAAGAAGUUUUAGACAGUGCUCUAUCGUUCGUUCAAAGCACUCCUCCAUCAAGCGAUGAACUCGAUUCCGAUGUUGAUGUAGACAUGAAAACUCCUCUGUCAGGCUCACCCACACCCAUGAGCACCAUGGGAAUGGUGACAGAUGCACACUCACCUACACCUUCUCCGUGCCCUUUGUCCGAUGUACGGUGGACCCCAGCGCCUCGUCACGUAACAGAAACGGAAGUGGCUGUGCUGGAGGGCUGCCUAAGGCGGUGGAAGCAAGAGAUGGAAAAGGAUACUAAAGGUGAAAUAUUGCUGUGAUUUAACUUCAUAUACUCGUUAAUAAGCAAUAAUAUAUAGAUUUAGCCAAGCCUAAAAGCGGAGCUCGCAUUUUUUUUCCCGCAAGUUUCAAGGGCACAACGCCUUGCCCCGGCUAGGACUAGAACCCGAGUCAUCCGACUCGGAGCCCAGUGCACUAACCACUGGACUACUGAACAAAGCCGUGGCGUUGGCGUGUCCGCGGUACAGUUGACCACGCAUGUUAAAAGUAGGACCUUGUACGGUCGUACGGUCGUACGGUCGAACAUCCAAAUUUUUUCGGCUUGAUGGGUUACUACUAUUUUGUAUAGUUAUGGGGCUACGCUCUGCGAGCUCCGCUAUCAGGGAUGCUGGUUGAAAGAACAAAAGAAGACAUUGUAUGUAGGCUAAUGAUAGCCUAUGAGCCUUUCUUCGCCCACUCGAGAUUUGUUUUGAGCCCGCGAGAUCCGCACGACAAUAUUAGUGCCAGUCCCCCGCUGGCUUGUUCCCCAGUCAAGGCCUCAGCGUUAAGGCGCAGCGCUUAUAUCGAGCUGCUCACAAGCUGGUUUGACAGAAGUUAUUUGACCUGGAUGAGGAAGCCCAGAUGGAGAAUAGUCUCUCAAGCAUGCAGUCGUAGCCAGAGAGAUCGUAACCUCAUUCCAACUGGUUGCAGGAACGUGAAAAAUCCUUGGUACUGUUUCACUUCAAAAGAAGACAAUGUUCGUGCGCAAAACAGUAGCUCUUUCCAUACGGUGGCUAUGUGAUGUUAAGAAAUCGACUAAAUCGCUAAAGGGGUUGUUAUUUUUGAUGGAUUUUUCAUGGAGCUGUUUCAUCAAACAGUGGGCCGUAGUGAAGCGGUAAUGUGUUUAACUUAGAAUUUAUAAUGACUGAAGCCUUGAUUUUUAUUUUGUUGUUUGGAAGAUCUAAACUCCCACCUUCGAGAAACCGAAGACGCCAUUUCCAAUAUUUAUGACGAUGCACAUCUUAAGAAAGUGAGUCGAACUUUGUUCUUUGAAUAAUUAGGUGAACACACAAAAAAGAUGGGCUGUGAUGUGGAGAGGGCAGCCAUCGUCUCUGACCCACAUUCAGCAUUUAAAAAUAUUUAAAUUAGUUGAAGAAGCUCUUUAGUUUUUUCUUCAGAUUGGAAGAAUCGUUAAGCAAUUUAGUACAAAGAGUGAUGUUGAUUGUUAAUUUAGUGUUCUUUAUCAUCCUCCUAGCUAUUAUCAGCUCUUUUCAUAGGCAAAUACAGAAUUAAUGACAGAAUGAAAGUCAGAAAUAGGUGCGGUGCGGUGUUGUAUGGGUGUGGUAACUUCUUGAUGAGUUUGUCUCUCUCAGCUUGAAAGAGGUUACGAAGCGUUAGAUCGAUAACAGAGAUAUGCCAGAGGGGCGAAGAUGGAAUAUUGUAGAAAAUGAACUCGCUCUUUUAAUAACGAAAUUGAAAACUUUAGGCUUUUCUAUGUUUACAAACAGGGACAUAACCCCUUUUUCAGUUUUACUUGCUUUUUUUCCUUUAAGUUACCGUACCGUCUUCACGCAGUCCUUGUCCACGAAGGUCAGGCUUCAGGCGGCCAUUACUGGGCAUACAUUCAAGAUCCCAGUCAACAGAGAUGGUGUAAGUUCAACGACAUCACAGUCAGCGAAGUCACGUGGGAAGAGGUAUCUCGUGAGUCUCUGGGUAGCUAUCGUAACGUGAGUGCGUACUGCCUCAUGUAUAUUGACGCUCGUCGCGAAGGUUGCAUUGGCGCCGGUGGUAGUAUACAUGAGUUGCCAUUGGACUUGAAGGAGCUUGUUGAUAAAGAUAACGCUGAGUUUGAGAACGAGAUGAGAGAUUGGGACGAGAAACAACUCGCGAAGACGGGUAAGAGCUGGGAUUCAAUUUGUCCUUUUUGAUUAUAUGAAAAAAAAAAAAAAGCGACCCGUUCAAAAGGUACAACCUAAACAGAAAUUUCGUAAAGAAGAGGAGAAAAAUAAGAACAUCAUUAUGAUUCUGUAAUUUUAAACGCCCACGUACCGUGCAACUUGUAGUUAUCUGGAAGUUGUUUUCUAUCGAAACUAACGACCCCCAAACUAUCGAUUUUCUUUACCGGGGCAAGAGGUAAAUGACAAUGCCUUCAAUAUAUUUCUUUUUAGUCGUAAGGGCACAGAUUAAGGCAAACAAUAAACAACGAUGACCUUUUUUGUUCCGGAUGGAUCGUUUGACCGACACACGGUGUGAGUUAGAGUUAUCCAUUGUCUGAUAAACUGACUGGGCUCGCUGACUGUCUAACUGACAAACUGACUGACUGAUUGGCUAAGAGACUGAGUGACUAUUUGACCGACUGACUGACGGACGGACUGUUCUACAGAAUUACUGACUGGCUGACAGACUGACUAUUUAGCUAACUGAUUGAUCAAUUCUUGAUUGUAUUUCCCGCACAGAAAAUCAAUGUAAAGCGAUAGUUCCCAGACCAGACGUUGUUAUUGAAUCUGAGUCCAGUACGCAGACACGUGAUACACCAGAAAAUGAAGAGACCUCCGAUCUGAACUCACUGGCCGAGGCUGCAAGGAGCCUGGGCGUAGAGGAAGCACUGACAAAGUGGUGCAUUGAACAAAGGACCAAUCUGGAGAAGAUCUCGCGAGAGUACUCACCAGACCACCCUGGAGAUGUGCGCCUAGAGCAUUUUGCAAUUUAUUUAAUGAAGUGUAAAGCUCAAGAAAAGAUAAUCAGUUUGGCCAUACUGGAACAAGUUGUGGAUGAUAUCAAGACACAGGAGGAGGAUACGUGAGUUUAGAAAUCGAGAGAAGAGAGGGAAUGGAAAAUUCAAGGAAGUUGGAGAGUAAAAAUUGGGUGGAAGAGUCAAGAUGGCGAUUUAGUCGGGUGGGGUGGGGUGGGGGGGGGACAUGACGGAGGAUAGGAGUGCAGCUUAGUGUCCAAUAAGUGUCAAUAGUUUGUUAGUAUUACGUCAUGCCUUCGUGUAAAAACUAUGGUCUGUUGGCAUGAAAUAUUUGACCGAAACGAAAACAGUGCUAGCUGCUUACCAGUGACCAGUCAAAGCCGAGAUAGUGACACCAGUGACAUACAGAUGAACACGUUAAUGAAAUUGAUUGUCUCCUAUUUAUCUUCAAUUAAGGCUCCUUCUGGUGAAACAGUGGGGACACAACAGAUUGAAUGCAGAAAGAGAAGGAACAAAUAUUGAAUUCCAGGUUACGCAAAAUUUCGGUACAUUUUUUCACCACAAACCUGCUAGUGUUGACUAUCUUCUUCGUUGACUAAGCCACGUCCAUUUUCCCGCGCUCAAGCGCGUUCACCUCUGUUUUGAGUGCUUAUUGUUCGUUUCUGUUAUAUGCCAUUGUACCUAUUGAAAGUUACGAUGACUUGACUCUGUUGUCAAUUGCGCAUUCAGUUGUAGGAAGACUCUUCUCCUAGGGUAAUUUUCUCGUAAAAUCCAUCAGGUUACAACCAUUUUAAAUUUAAUGGAUAACAUUUGCCCUCCCGAAGUGCAACCGGGAAAGCUACAGUAAUCGAUCUUGGUACGAUAGGGGAUCAUGGUUUCAUGUAUCUACUUCCUUUUCAGGGUUGGAAAGAGAAAUACAGCCAAUUCCAAAAAGUGAAUUCUUGUUUCCUGACGGGUCUUGAGCAUUUACACAAUUCGAAGUACGUACAAGUUAACUACACCAAUCAAAGCUCGUCACUUUUGAUCCAAAGAAUUAAAGUUUGUAACACUCUAUACAACAUCAUAGUACACUCUUUGUGAAGCAGAGCUCAGUAGCUUUAUUUAGGAGACAUUUAUGCCAUUUAGUAAAUUUAAGCGUGUGCCCUCUUAGAAUGUCUGGAAUCUCAUUGGGUGACUUGACCGUUAAAUGAUCACCCACUCUCUCCCCCUUUUCUGGAAUCUAAGGAACCUAAAACGUUAAUUUGACAUGGUCAUUGGCUUAUAUAUGUCAACUUUCCUUAGACUGAACAAUUCCUUCUGUGUAUCAUACCUUUCUAUUUUAAAACUUUUUCCAGUUUUAAUUUGCUGUUUUGUUCUAAGGUUGUGGAAUGAACUCGAAAUUUAAACCCUUUCUACCAUUUAAAUUAUUGGUAACUCACUUGUCAGAGGAACUACACUCAACGUUAAGUUUCCAAAAAUGGUUCUGUUUGCAGAUUUCGUGAAGCAUUACCCUAUUUGGUACACGCGUGUACACUGAAUUCCAAGCUUUUCAACCCAGACUUGCCCGGCCAAGCCAUGGACGAGAAACUGCUGGCUCACUACCGGCGCGUUUGCUUUCUCCGUUUGAAUGAGUUGGCAGUAGGGAUGUUUGAGGGUAACGAUUGGAAAUCGGUAUGCUCGGGUCUGGAGCUAGUCAGCGAACUGGUGGUGCCAUGUAUACCUCGACUCAUUGCGUCACAGGAGGCCGACGAUGCCGCCGCUGUGGAACAGGUCAGAAGCUGCUGGUGUAACUUCUUGGGAUUACCUCUUGAUGGUGAGUCAACUGGUUCUGUCACGCAAGAUUACGUGACAAACCCUUGCAAGUCCCAUGCUCCAUUCACACCAAAGUUUAAAAUGUUUUAAAACGCCUUUUUAAACACAGUUUAAAAUUGUUUAUUCAUAGAGGUUGCUUUAAUUUUGAAUUAAGCCCAUUGAAAAUGCAAGUUCGUAAUUACUUGAAUCCCAUCCCAUCUGAUUUUCAUUCAGUUAAACUCGCCUUAAACUAAACUUGUUUUUCUGGUAUGAAUGGGUUCUUGUGUCUACAAUCACUGAAAAUUUCGAGUCAGGUCAAGUCAAGUUCUGGAAGAAAUAUCAAUUUGAUAUUUUCAUAAUUCGAGCAGUUUUUAGGAAUUGGAGUUGAGCAUAUAUGGAAAGUCUGUUUGGUAAAGCACACUAGUAUUCCAUUCAUUGACGAUCUUAAGUACACCCUAUUUUUUCAGUGAAAAAGACACUAACCGUUUCCUUCUCCCUCUUUAUAAUUUUUCUGAUAGUAAAUGUUCUAGCGCAAUACAGGGGAGGGUUGGCGAGAAGGGGCUAAACUGAGAGAUUGAGCACUUCGUAUGAGUUUGAGUAGAAUUAAUUCCGCAAGUGUCGCUGUAACCCAAGUGCUCUAAACAUGGAGGUCGAAUGAUUUAGAAUGAUUGACAUGCCUUUAUUGUACAAGACCUUGUAUUGGUUCAAGCUACUUGACCAACCCUACCACAAUUUAAUAUGAAACAGUUUGAAUAAAUUACCAUUUUUUUUUUAUUUAGAUCGCCAUCGUGUCAAACUCGAAGAAUACCUUCCAAAGCUUCUUGAUGUCACAAGUGAAUCUUGCUCUGAAAUCAAAGCACCGCCGAUUAUACGACCAUCAAGCUCACGCGACCUCUGCGAUAGAUUUUUCCGGGCGAUGGAACUGGUACACGCUAAUCCCGCUGCUUUUACGACGUAACGAAGCCGCGUCGAACACGAACCGAAACUCUGGGAGGCCUUUCCUUCUUCACCAAAGCACAUCGCCUACGUUCUCCUCUUUUCGAGCCAAGAAAAAAAAAUACAAUUAACAUUUCUGUCCAUUUCUCUCAAUGAAACACGACGAUAGCAUGGUACAAAGUUUCAAUUCUUCAAAGCGUUUGGAUGUUUCUGUACAUACAGCAUGAAUAAAUAAAGUGCGUCGUAUUUAAGAUUUUCAAGCUAAGUGCAUUUGUUGGAUUAAAUAAAUGACUACUAACAUAAGUGUGGAAGUUCUACUCUUUAAAAUGGCAUAGCACAGCGCAUUUCUAUGAGUUUGGUGAAACCAAAACCACAGUGAUCACAACAGCCAAUUAGAAAAGAGGAAAAUAUCAUAGGAGCCAACCACAACGUUUGGCUUUGGUUUUGCAUCUGGUUAGUCGAAAAGGUGGCGCGAGUUUCUGAACCAAUCACAGAGCGCAGUAGAGCAAAACAUACAAUCGCGGAUUACUUUCGACACUCAGUGGAAAAUUGCGCUAAAGUGAAGUAGCGUAAGGGAGGAGGACAAUGUAUGUACAGUCAUCCCGCGAAAUCUUACGAAAUAUCCAGUAAAGCUGAGUCAGUUAAAAUCACGAAAUAUCCUGAAAGAUAUCAAAAGCAAAUCACACCUACUACAUGCUUUCUUUGCAGUUUUUCGGUCCCAGUGUGUAAGUUCAGUAUACAUACACAUGUGCGUUUAUGCUGCCGACUAAACACUCUGUAACCUAGAACCUGUAGAAAAUACAACAUUUUGCAACAGAGAAUGGAGAAAGAGCCCUGGCGCCUCGAUUACUUCAUAGUUUUUGAUCUGUUCAACUAAGACGUCGAAACAAUAUCUCACGAGUCAUGAGAGCAAUAAAUCAGACAGCACUUUCUAUUAGUUAACCGGCGUAACAACGCAUGUGGAAUGUUGGGGAAACACGCCUUCGGCUCGUGAUUCACCAACUUUUUAUCGUGUUCUCCCAACAUCCAAAGAGGGUUGCCACGCUGGUAAACCAACAGGAAGUGCGGUCUAUUGCUUUUAUAAAAUAAUCUUUAAUUUUCCAUGGAUUUUCCGGUGUAAUGAAUAGAAGGUUUUGGACCAAUCAGUGCUCUCGUAAUAUCUCAGUCAUUAUAAACGAAUUUAUCAAAUUAUGGAUGUUAUCUUGACUCUCCUCACUAAUUUACAGAGGAAUUUAAGGCAGCCAUGAGAGAGAAAUAUUGAUCAGAUUUCAACGGUCGCAUGAAGAACGUAACAAUGAGCAAGGUGUUUGAAUUGAUGUCAUUGCGCAAGAGUGGUGCUUACAAAGCAUGCGCAUAAAUUACGAUGGCCUACUUAAAGAUCGUAAUUGUUAAGUAAUUGAUACUAAUUUUUUGUGGAUCGUUAGUCUGGGUCACUUUGACUCAUUCCGAAACCGUCAUUUUGAGAGGUAUUAAACGGUAUGUAAACAUCAAACUACUCUUAAACCGUCUGGUUACUAUAGGUAUAAAUUCUGUUCAUUUUCGGCAGCACAGAACGGAACCCCUUGCAUGGUUGUGUAUCUGAGGACUUUAGAGUACAAAUUAAAAAGUCCCAACCUUUCGACGAAUUCUUCAGAUAAUAGACCACUUCUCUUUACAAUGUAAUGGAGGUUUUAAACCUUUAAGUUAAUAACCCUUUUAGACACCUGUGUUUACUCACGAUCUGAGGCUUAAAUCAAUCCUGUUUAUACAUUCGACACCUGUAUUGUCUCUUCUCCAUGCUGAUAAGUCAGAAUGCGAGCAGAAUUUGAAUAAAAGAGUUUAUGCUAUUGUCAUUUUAAAGUGAGAGAGAUUGAUUUUUCCGCUGCAAUCGUAAACCAGCUUGCUUAGCAUAACAACGAAAACUUAAGUGAGGCGAAGAAGGACAAUGCACGUAUUGAAGAAAACUGUGUUGAAUGAAAUACUUUUUAAAGAAUGGGCCAUUCUUUAUUAGGAUUUAGCAAAGCCGAGAGUCCUUACGGACCUGCUCUCUAUCGCGUCCAUCACAUCUGUUAUGUAAUGACUGUCACUCAAACGUCACGCUAUGUCUAGAAAAUAGCGUGAUUGGAAUGCCAAACGGGAUGGCGUGUUUUCGUUAUCAUACAACGAAUGCCUACAGAGUGUCAUCUUUCAGAAUGUCACGAAAGCGUCGCGAAGAGAACACGCGCGCCAACAAAUGCCGUUUGAAAUCAGUAAUUAAAUGAAAUGAAAAGCCUUGAAGAUUGAUUUUCCUCCAUCUUAUCUUAUCUGCAGUGGAAUCGACCUCGUCAAGGUAUAUAGGUUUCGCUUUACUCGAUGACAGUUCACAACAAAAAGAUACCUUUGACCGGGGAAAUAUAUUCGUCUGGAAAUUCUAUUGUUUUGGUACCGUUUGCUUUCCACCACCGGAAGUUAUAUUGUGUUUAAGCAUCACAGGAACUCAGCGACCAACGACCGACAUGCUGUCAUUGUUUCUAAAGUAUUAACAUUUCCCUAUCUGUUACGAAUCAAGGUUAUAUGGAUUUGCUGAAUACCCUGGCGUCACAAUCAUCCAGUUGUUUCUAAAUAAAAUGUCAUUGUUCUUCGUUUAGUAAUGUUGUUUAACUAAACUCUUCAAUUUCGCCGUCACGUCUAGCUUGGCCGCUAUGCGAGACCCGAAAUAAAACUCGAUAAAAACGAUCAAAUUUCUUUGUCUGGGUCUUUCAACCCUGGCACCUGGAUAAAAGCUACUUUUUCGAGAAAGCAGGCUUUUUUUUUUCAGCACGGCAGAUAUCGUAAUAACAGCAAGAUAAUUAGACGGAGAUAUUUGAAUUGCAUACCGACGGAAAUUUGCAUAAUUGUGCUUUCCCAGACAGUGAGGUUUUUAGUCCGACCGCUGAGUACUAGAAAACAUUAGGACGAGAAGAACGGUUUUUUUGGACCACCGAUGUGUGACACCAUCGAACCUCGCGCAGAAAUGGAAACUACAAUUUAUCAAGGUACCAAACUUCUACAUACUACAUAACUUCACGCUGUUAAUUAUGAACAUUUCAAUUAUUUCCUACAGAGUUCACACCAGACGUACAUACCGACUGGCUCGAAGUUGUGUGUCAUAUCGAGAAAUCUCUUUGUCAAAAUAUGUUUUACUUUGCAUUGGAAUAUACAAAUGUUGACCGGCCAAUUGCAUCAUUGUCCUGGCUUUUGCGUGAUUUUCGAGAGAAAGCAGCGAGUGAAAUGUACAAAUAGAACAUUUUCUGUACUUGCGCCUAAGGAAGGUAAAAUAUCCGAUGGGAUUCUGUUCGAUUACAGAACGGGACAACUUUAAUGUGACGAACAAGCGAUGGUGAGAUAAGUUGAGCAAACCAGGUCGUCGAUCGGAAAUUGAUUCGGUUGGAGAUUUUUUCAAACAAAGCAAAAGAAGAUGGGCUGAGUUUCGAUAUUUUGUAGCUUGUAACUAUUACAACGAUGUAAUCUUACUUGCCUCUUUAGUCUCUAAAUUAACUGGCGGAGAAAGUCAUUGAAAUUGAACCCUGGCUGUCUGAGUGAGAUUCCCUUAUCAGCUCACAGCUAGAAAAAACCAUUGUAUUCAAAAGUCUGUUAGAAAAUAGAUCAGCGUCGUUAAUAUUCAGGCAACAUAUGCGAACUGGUUUUUAAAGAAGGAGAAAAUUUGAGAGAUGCUGAAAGCGCCGUACUUCGGAUGUAAGUUUGCAACAGCCAGACUGACUAAGCCACAAGUUAUUGUCAACUGCAUUAUAUGAUAGUUUGCAAGAAAUGAGCGAUGGAUUUUUAAAGAUCUGAAAGUCUAAAUCUCAUACAAAGAACAUGAAAAAUGCUUUGUCAUUUUCUUAGAGGGCCAGAGUCAGUCAAUACUCGUGGUAAUUUGUGACUGAAUCAUACCACAUGUAUUCGCGCUGCUCUGAUCGAGUUGUGACUUCUUCAUUGUAUUUCAACGUUUUUCUUGUAAACCGAAGAUUUCGUGCCUUCUUGCUAGAUAAUUCAAUUUUGAAUUUAUGUACUAAUGUAUUUUUGUCUGUAUUAUAGAAAAACAAUACGAACAGCAGCAGCAGAGGGAGCCGGCAAGUGGAGGCGAUUCCUAAACACGCUACAGCACGAGGUGUACACGCGCUCUAAAAUCCUCCUUGGGAUUAUACUAGUGAGUUUCAAAUGUAGUUAUUGCAGUAUUUCUACAAUAAACAUUGCCUUACCUCUUUCCAAAUCGUUGCUAUCAAGAUGAUUGCGAUUUGCAUACAAAAAUGAACCGACACGACCUGUCUGAGUAACACGAGGUUUUCUCAGUUGGUUUUAGUCGACCUACACCGUCAUCCUCAAUACAACAUGAAUCCAUCGUCGACAAUCGUUUCAUCAGACAAAAAAAACACUGUUUUCUGAACAUUGAUUAUUUUGAAAAUAGAGGGACACUUUGACAAAGAAUCUUUUUUUUCAUCGUUUCCUGAUAGGUAUUUGCUGUUGUGUCUCGC